AUGGUUCGUUCCGACGAUGAAAGUGAUUUCGAUCAGAACGGCGAGCCUCCAAUCAAUCCUUUCAGUGCUUCUAACUGCGAACCCCAUUCCUCUGCUGCGUCUGCACUGAAAGAAGAUUCGUUUCAACUUUCUGAGCGAAGUGCUGCCAUUGUUCGAGCCGCUAAAGCUGCGGGACACAAGCGAUCGGAUUCGAUGCUCUCCGGGGACGAUGACAGCGAUUUCGGGGAAGCUUCGUCUACAGAUCGAACCGGACGAAACGCUUCGUUUGCGUACAUGGAAGAGGCUUCUAUGGAAGCAUCGCUGCUAAAUCAUCUGUCGGAAGACGCUUCGGCUAUGGAGAGCACUCGUGGGGGGACGCUACGGCCAAUGGUGACGAAAUUAUCUCCAAGUGGAAGACUAGGUCGAAGGCGAACAGAAAUUCUAUCAUCUGAUGAGGUAUUGGUGGGAGGAGAUCUGGAAGGAAUAAGAAAAGCUCCCAGCAACGACCUUGACGCAAGCUAUGUAGAAAUGGACUUUGCUCUUGGAGACGCGUUGCCGUCGCCUUAUGACACAAGUGAAACAUUUCCGAUAAGAGAAACUUCGUUGAUGACCUCCACUGAAAUAGACGAUAAUGGACCAAAGAACGUACAAGCCAAAGCCCCUGUAGUGGUUGAUAUCGGCCAGAUCGGAGUUCCGAAUUCUUUGUCCCCUUCGUCGUUGGAACCUACAUACGAGAUCCUUAAGGCGUAUCGGAUAAUUGAUGACCGUACUGUCAGUGAUGAUAUUUUGCCCGGAGCGGAGGCAAAAGUACUCUGCAGCCUUUUUGAUGGUUUUUGCUGUCCACCUCUGGAGCUCGACUCGGCUCGAGCAAUUCUGAAGAUGGAAAUGAGUCGAAUCUAUUCCAAAGACGUCUCAAUUCCAAUUCCCGAACAACCCGUCAUACAAAUGUUGGAAAAAGAUAAUCGUGUUGUUUCUUUACUGUUAUCGGGAGUUGAGCCAAGUCCCGCGAUACUGCAACUUCCACUGCAUUUUGCUGCUUCCUUUUUGCGAAUUCUGGUUCGAUUGCUUACACAUGAAACAGACCCAGAAUACAAUCAAACUUGCUUUUUGAUUGAAAAAGACGUUUUUAUUGACCGUGGCAGCCUAGAGUCACCACCAGUACACCCAGACCACUUUACUUCUCGACCACAUAUGCUCUAUAGCUCAGCUCGAUUUCAAUGUGUGAACGCGUGGAAGGCUCAGAAGAGAGAGCUUGUUUCAGACUCACAAAUUGCUGUAGAGAAGGUUUUAGAUAUAUGGGAACAAGCAGCGGCAACGCCAUCGUGUGCAUUGUUGCUGGGACCAUUGGGACGACUACUAGGUGUCCUAGGGGCUGCUGGGGUCAACGCAAAGACGAUUCGGCGUGUUCUGGAUCUGGGACAGGCUCUAGAGCUGCCCAUUCUUGCACGAGUCUCAAUCGUUCGGGCGCUGACGACAGCUGCUACGGGCUCAUCGCGUUCAUUGAUACUCCCUAAACUUCCACCCGAGAAUUUCUUUCUGUUUGGUCAGCGUGGGUUGAAACGAAAAAUUUCAGGGUUAUCAACUUGGCCGUUUCGAAAUGAUUUCGGAGUGGCGGUCUGGUUCCGUGCCGAGCACUUUGGCUCCUCUUCAAAUGUAACUUUGAUAAGCGCCAGGUCGGAUGAUGGAGGUGGCAUUGAAGUAAGCCUCGUCCCACUUGACGAGAAGACGAAUGAUGUUUGCACCGUCUCAGUUUCGGUAUUCGACUCUGGAAAUGGAAACCUAGUCGCCCACAGUGUGAAAGUUAGUGCUUGUGUCCUCCUGCCAAGAGUUUGGUACCACCUGGCAGUUAGACAUACUCGAUCGCGACUCAAGGGUGUCUUUUCGCUUUCAACUCGACAACAAGUGUCGAUAAUGGUUGACGGGAAGGUGAUGCUUACCGCACCACUUCCAUUUCCAAGGAUUUCUGACUCCGAUUUCGAGAAGGAGUCGAUUUUGCAGUCAAGUCUUCGGAGGGUAACUUUGCGAUCGAGCUUGAACUUAACUCUUGAAUUUGGAUCUCAGUUUGACGGACAAGCUGGAACAGUAUAUAUAUUUAAUGACACCAUCUCCGAUGCCUCUUUUCGUACUCUUUUCGAGCUCUCCGGUGGAAGUUCAGGCGCUCUCAAGCGAUCUUCGAGUCGAAAAAACCGCUGGGAUUCACGGCGCAGUGAAAUCGUUCGAAAGUCAAAAGCGCUCGAUAUGAAGACAUUAAAUGAUGAAGCCGACGAACUUGUUGUUAGUCAACGAAAGAAAUCAGGUUCUCGGCAAAAGGAGAUGAAAGCUCGAGUAGUCGAUCUUCUUGAAGCCGACGAAAUAGACGACAAUGAGCUAGCCCUCGAGUUGCAAAACCCUUCAUUCGGCUCCAAAAUCUUCGUUGUCUGGGACCCAGAAAGAGUAACUGAUUCUUGUUUAGCAAUAGAGCUACACGUAGGUGCACAUGUUCAGCUGGAACAGGCAUAUCGGUGGUUCUCUAAUUCUGCGCAAGACGUCAUAUCUUAUCUUGGUGGCAUGCAGCUAAGUGUUCCUCUCUUCCGGUCUCUUUUGUCAGAUAGGGCUACGGUUACUCACGAGUCGCAGCGCUUAGAACUGGCGUUCGGAUACUCGCUUCAGAGCCUUGUGGAUUUGAUAUCGUCUUGCGUGAAAGAUCACGAUGAAAACGCAAGAGAACUACUUCGGUGUGGAGCCCUGGACGUGUACGAGCAUGUCUUAACUACCUGCCGAAAUUCGUUUUUAAGCAAACCAGACGAAGGAUCUGUGUUUCAAGCACUGAAUUCGAACGAAACAAUUGCCAAUUCAUUCGUUUUGUCGCUUCUUCGACUGCGAUCUGCUUGUGAGCACUAUGUUGGCCUCGAGGCGAAAAUCUUUUCUAGAUUUUUGUUCAACUUCGGACUUUGGAUCGGGACAUCGACAACCGCAUCCGCUCUCGACCUUGCGUUACUUCCGAUUCUUGCCAUAUUAACAAGAUCUAACGGUGAAAAAGUCAGGGAUUGCCUAGGCUCGAAAUAUAUCGUGCAAGGACUCUGCGAGUUGGAGGCGAAGGGCAGUACAAGCAUUGAAGUAAACGAAAUAGCUGCCAGCAAAAUUGACAAGAAAAAUCUGUUUCUUGCAAUGCUGUUUGACAUUCUCGUGAUCGGAACGUCCCCUCGUGAACUUGCCCCAUUUCUAAAUUUUCUUUCGUCUAUCCUAGACGCUCAGCGAUGGGAGACGAUUCCAAGCGAUGGUGGUACCAACGAUCCACAUUCUUCACUUCAAGCAUAUACAAAACGCUUGGCAAUCGAUUGUUCCAUUGUUCUCUUUAUGCUUCUUCAAGUCCGACCACCAGUCAAUGGCCUUUACAUGAGUCUUGCUCAUUGCUGUGGAAGCGUUCAAGGUGGUGCUGCGUGGAUUUUGAGCAGUCUAGUGAACUCAACUGAUGACAACAUUCUCAGUUUGGGCGUGCGCUCAAUAUGCUCGUACUUGGAACUCGCUUCGAAAGGUCCGGAUUCAGGCCUAGCGUUUGGUCCUAUUCUACCCUCCGAGCCGGAGGCGGCCUCCGGGACAGACGUUUCUUCGUCCGUUAGGCGAGGGGCAAAUAGGAUGGCUCAAAUUGCCAAGGGCAUCGCUGCAAUGGGCCCAACCGGGUCUAAGGGAACUUCUCUGUAUCCAAAAUUGACCGCUAGAGUUAUUUUCAAGCUGUUAUGGCACCUGCUAAGAAGCCAUCGCUCUCAUCUGGGGCCAAAAACAAGGGUAGCUCUUCUGUUUUGGAUCAUGAAUGGCAACAAUUUGACGGUUUCGGCAAUUGGAUCUAUUGGGAUUCUUAGAAGAUAUUUUGUAACUGAGGAUGCCAUAUCUGGAUACCAAAUUUCGUUCAUUUGGGCAGAAAAGAAACUCUUGGAAGUGGAGAAUAUUGGCGGGCAUGCCAUUCAAGAUGCUUUGGCCGUUGGGACUGUGCUCCGGCUGCUUCGUUAUCUGGAUAGUCGGGUGAAAGACCAAUGGCUCUCCGAUCUGUUAGAUCUUGCCCGCGGCAAUAGAAAGAGUUUAACAGUGUUGGCAUCGGUCAGUGAUUGGGAAGCAAGCUUAUUUCACCUCGCGUCGGAAACUCUCGAAAGUUUUGUAGCUGCCCAAAAUCAGGUUGAUUUUGAAUCUAAAACAAAAUCGGAGGAAUUCAACGCAACGACCACGGAGCGAUCUGACAAUAUGUCUACAGAGCUGUCAUUUGUUUUCCAUGAGCAAAACAGCGACUCGCUUGAUGCUCUGAGAAGCCGAUUGGACACAUGCAUUGAUUUAUAUGCGACUCUGUUAGGUCAUAUACUUCGAGAAGGAGGAAACAAAGCUCUUUCUGCUCUAGAAAACGUGUCCGCUUUGGAAAGGGUGUGUGUCAACGGACACACUGUCCUUCUCCUUCUUCUAAGUAGCUUAUGUGCAAAUGUGUUUGAAAACGGAACUCUGCUCGAAAUCGGGUCAAUUAGCGCCGAAGAUUGGCACGAUGUCGAUCUCGAAGCAGAGAGCCUUCCAUUGAAACAGAGCGCUCGCCUGGUAACUGACGCUAUCUUGUCAAACGGGAUGAAGGGGUUGGACAUGACAACAGCUGUCCGCAGCUGGCGAUCUUUAAGACAUUUGACCGAGGUGGUAGUUGCUCUAGCCACGAAGAGCGGCCUCGGCGUCGCUAGCCUCUUUGACUAUAGCAGUCAAAAAGCAUCUGCAGUGGACAUCGUUUCCAAUGGACUUCACGGAAUACAUUUGCCUGAGUCGAAGGUGAAGGGUAUCUCGGCUUACGAAUAUGGUGACAUGGUGAAAGCAAUAAGAGAAAGUGCGCUAGAUGGGGCUGAGAAAGGACAAGAUAUAGACCGGAGAUUAUGUGUCAAUAUCGCUGCUCAAGUUUUAACUCUGUUAGACGCUUUCAUUUUUCCUGAUUCGCUUGAUUCGUCGCUUCCUGCGUCCCAUAUACACGGUCUCGCUUUGGUUCGCAGCUCCGAACCCAGACUAGGUCCGUCGCAAGGGACACUGCUCGCAUCGGCGAUUCGAUUGUCUUUGAUACUUCUCGCUCUAUUGGAACCGAGCAGCGUUAAGCUUUUGCAGUGCGCGAGCCGAUUAAAGUGUCUCUUGUUUUGGGCUCUGGAACUUGUGCGAGAAGAACCAAGUUUGUCUGAGGUUGUGGUCCAGGGAAAUAUGGCGAUGGUUGACAGGCUUCUUUUGGCUACAGUCCUGCAUUGCCACAGAGCGCUUGGGCGCUGCUCCGCGUUGCUCAUAGAAGUCGAAUCCAGUCCUUUCGAAACGUAUUUUGCAUCCCGAGAGGACCAGAAAAGACACCACCGUCGCCUCUUACGUGUUUCUUUGGAGUUAAGGGACAUUGCAUCCACAGUUUUUCGAGGUCGCAACCAUAUUCUGAAGAGUUCCCUGUCACCUGCAGCGUACGGCGAUCUUCAAGCCAGCCUCGAAGGAGACCACAGAAUUCAUUCAAAGGAAGGUGUUGUUAGGGAGUUUCUCUGCAGUCGAUGGGUGACGAAGUAUCAGGAUAUAGAAACAAGAGCAGAUAUUGCUGUACCUGAGCAAGCUACGAUGGGUACAAUAGCACUAAAUAGCGAAGGACCUACGGUGCAGGGAUUCAUCGUAAUCGAAAAGUUAGCGCAAGAGGCUGAAGCAAUUGUCGUGGACUAUGAGAAAGCCCUGCACAGUUGCUUUGAAAGCUAUCUUGAAAGUCAAAGGAAAUGGGCGGAAACGGACGCUGUGCGUGACUUGGAAUACGAUGGCGAUACAAUCACCUCGCGAUUGUCCGAUCGACAUGAUAGUGCUAUUGCAGAGCUGACAAAGGCCAAGUCUCGCCGUCGCAACCGCGCCGAGCUUAGAUGGCAUCGUCUCGAGCGGAAAGUUGUUGAACCAUGGAAGCUAGCAGCUCAUUGGAAGCUAGCGCAAUAUAGCGAUCCAAUCGGUCGACGGCUUCUUAUGGUUCAAAACAGAUACUUCGACUCACACGAGGAUGCGAGCUACGAAGUAUCUUUGGGAAAGGAACGUGACAGGGAAGAAGAGUAUCGCUCAUCCGUCCGUCUUGAGAGAGAGAAGAAAGAUCUGGCUGAAGUGAUGCGUCGCAAUGCUGAUGCAUUUAUCGUUGAAAACCCUGUAAUGGAUUGCGAACCUGUCGAAGAUGAUACGAUGCACGCUGUGAGUGACAGCGAAGGUUCCACCGAUCUGGAAUUGGUUUCAGACACUGAAUCGAACGAUGUGUUUGGCAGGAAAGACGCUGAUGACACUUCGGCGAAUUCAGAUGGGAAUCCCGAUGAAGUCCAACGUGAUGAGGAAUGGGACAAGAUCGGAGCCAGCGAUAUUGAUAAUAUUGGUGCGGACGGUGAUAUCGAUGGCUGGGCGAAGAUAUUUAUGUGGUCAGAAAGCGAAAGCGUUGUCGCUCGAUUUGAAAAUGUCAUGCUUAUUGAGCUCCGUAGUUACACAGAAGGAAAGGUUCUGUUGACAAAUCACGGUAUAUACUUUCGUCAGAUCAGCGACGAAAUGAAUGUAAUGACCAAGGAACCGCUGGGAAUGGACGAUACUGGACCCUCAGAGACAAAAGAUCGACGCUGGAGACUGUGUCGCCUGUCGGAAAUUCAGGGUCGAAGAUACAUGCUUCGACAGCAAGCUCUGGAAAUGUUUUUUGCAGAUGGACAAGAGCUUUUCAUCAAUUUUCCUGCGGGUGGAAAAGACAGAGAUCGAUUUUAUGCCAAGAUACGAAAUAGCUGCAAG
Messenger RNA from Phaeodactylum tricornutum CCAP 1055/1, 6729 nucleotides. RefSeq lists its product with no specific name. The transcript is spliced from 3 exons. The annotation marks the transcript as partial. NCBI's taxonomy places the organism in Eukaryota, Bacillariophyta, Bacillariophyceae, Surirellales, Neidiaceae. The record is from RefSeq and is a predicted model, not a curated record.